Messenger RNA from Thalassophryne amazonica, 949 nucleotides. Its product is annotated as probable C-mannosyltransferase DPY19L3. The transcript is spliced from 3 exons. The coding region runs from base 27 to 485 and encodes 152 amino acids. The record is from RefSeq and is a predicted model, not a curated record. Lineage: Eukaryota; Metazoa; Chordata; Actinopteri; Batrachoidiformes; Batrachoididae. Gene Ontology annotation, molecular function: mannosyltransferase activity. Gene Ontology annotation, cellular component: nuclear inner membrane.
CAAAACGGGCUGUGUUUGCCGGCAGCAUGCAGUUGCUGGCUGGAAUCAAGCUGUGCACAGGCAGAGUUCUCACCAACCACCCCCAUUAUGAAGAUAAAGACCUGCGGGAGCGGACCAGGCAGGUGUACCAGGUGUACGCGCGCCGUUCCCCGGAGGAAGUGCACGACAUACUGAGAGCUGCCGGCGCCGACUACGUGGUGCUGGAAAACAGCAUCUGUUAUGAGAGAAGGCACAGACGAGGCUGCAGACUCAGAGACCUGCUCGACCUCGCUAACGGACACAUCAUGGACGGACCAGGAGAGGACGACCCAGACUUGGUUCCCGCCUCGCACCCUCGCUUUUGUGAGGCCAUUAAGACUGAUGCGGCAGCUUACACCGCCCUGUUCACCAGAACUUUUCAGAACAAAACCUUCCACGUGUACAGACUGAAGAAGAAAUGUAAGAAAAGUGCCAAGAGCCUCGGCGAGCCCGACGUGACCCCGUAGCAGGAGCAGGGUCUGCAGAAGCUUGCAGAGCUGGGCUCGAGGACAGAGCGUGGUUCCGGCUGUGAUCGUGCCCAUUAUUUUUGAACACACAGCCUUGUAAACGGCGGAGCGGCGGCCAGGUUCACGCUCUCGGCAGGAUUGUUUUAGUUACUGGAGCAUGGAGGCUCCUGCAGGACUUCCACUUUGGGUGGCUCCAUGCCGGCACACAUAAACACCAACAUACAAAUCAGCCUGCUCAUUAGCGUCUGGUGUCCAGAUGUAAAUAACUGACACAUAAUUCUGCUUCACUGGCAAAAUGUUGCUUCUUAUGUCAUCCUUAUGUCAGCUUGUUUUGUUUUGUUCUCCCCUCCGCAAUGAGUUUGGGGAAAAAAGAAAAAUAUAAAUAAUGGAAUUAUAAAAACACAUCAACAGAAGUUGUUUCACCCCCUGGUGGCUAAAACCGUAAGAAUUUAUUACAAAAAGUU